AUGGUCUUACGGUGGAUUCAAGUUCUUCGAUUACCUCACCCCAAUUCUGUUUUAUUAUUUGUUCUACCCACGUUUUUCCUAUUCCUAAUUGUGCCCAUUACUGAAGGAGCAUUGAGAAACUGUUAUAACCUUCCGAAGAUCAAAUUGGUUGGAGGAACAUUGGAUGAAUUGAAUGCCACAUACAGUGAAUGUCUGCACAAAUGUGGUGAAACAAAUUGUUGUCUUGGAUUUGCAUACAGCCAAUCUGAGCUAAGGUGUUACCUGAAAUCAGCAUUUGACUCAUCAGAAGAAGAAGAUGGAUGGACAAGUGGAUUGAUGGGAAAUAGAGAUCAUGGGCAACGGGUCAUUUUGAAAAAUGUGCUGAUUGAGGGAUCGAGGAGAUAUGUUGAACUGCCAAGUGUUGAGGAAUGUCAUCAAUAUUGCACAGCUUUCGGAAUGUACACAUGGACACCGGCAAGGGGCGAUGAAGUGGCUCAAUGUCAAUGUAUUCAAAGGAUUCGAUCAAUUCGAUAUGUUUAUGGAGCUCAGUCUUCAAUUUUUCCCUCAGAAUCAAGUUUCAGUCAU
Mesorhabditis belari is the source of this 564-nucleotide messenger RNA. The record is from the annotation of a GenBank genome assembly. NCBI's taxonomy places the organism in Eukaryota, Metazoa, Nematoda, Chromadorea, Rhabditida, Rhabditidae.